This is a messenger RNA of Microdochium trichocladiopsis, 412 nucleotides long. RefSeq lists its product as uncharacterized. The transcript has a single exon. NCBI's taxonomy places the organism in Eukaryota, Fungi, Ascomycota, Sordariomycetes, Xylariales, Microdochiaceae. The record is from RefSeq and is a predicted model, not a curated record. The coding region runs from base 167 to 379 and encodes 70 amino acids.
CACGCCACUCACUGGUCUGGGAUGCUAGCCGCGUGCUGCGUUCCCUUAUCGUGACAACAACCCCUCUGAUCGCACAGGCUUAUCCCUGUUGAUAAGAGGAGUGCAGCUGUUCCCUGUCUCUUGCCACCCUCUUCUCAACUUGGGGAGUAGAUUUGAGCUCCUCGUGAUGUUGUUUGCACGCUAUUUUUCAUCCUUCGUGUCGCCGUUGUGUACCUUGGCCAUGGAGUGCAGGUGCAGGGAAUGUCGGCCUGGGCGUCAUGCCUCAAUCACACAAGUACGGGGACAUACUGCUUUGCCGGGCUCCCUUAGGGCGUCGCAGCCUGGUGCAGUGUGGUUGGUUACGGAAACAGCAUCGCCCAGCUUACCAAAGACGGGAUAGAUCGAGGACCAGCAUGUGGAUUCCCCUGCUCUG